This is a messenger RNA of Striga hermonthica, 673 nucleotides long. The record is from the annotation of a GenBank genome assembly. NCBI's taxonomy places the organism in Eukaryota, Viridiplantae, Streptophyta, Magnoliopsida, Lamiales, Orobanchaceae.
AAUUCCCAGAUUCGUCGUGAUGGCCUCAUCUAAUAGUGGCAGCGCAAAGAAACUUAUUCAAAUCGACGUGAGUGCGGACACUGUGUGCCCGUGGUGCUUUGUGGGGAAAAAGAAUUUGGACAAAGCUAUAUCUUCUUCAGAUGAUCGAUACGCUUUUGAGAUCAAAUGGCAUCCUUAUAUGCUUAAUCCUUCAGCGCCUAAAGAAGGGGUUGUUAAGAAGGAAUUUUACCUUAACAAGUUUGGGCCUCGAGCUGCACAAAUGGAAGCGCGAAUGACGGAGAUUUUUAAGGGCCUUGGACUGGAGUACGACACUUCUGGACUUACGGGAAACACUCUGGACAGCCACAAGUUAAUCUAUUUUGCAGGCAAACAAGGGCUCGACAAGCAACAUAAACUCGUUGAAGAGCUUUACCUCGGCUACUUCACGCAGGGAAAGUACAUAGGUGACAGGGAUUUUCUUGUGGAGACUGCUAAAAAGGUUGGAAUUGAAGGAGCAGCUGAGUUUCUCGAAGAUCCAAACAACGGGGUAAAGGAGGUUAAUGAAGAAAUCGAGCAACACUCGGCCCACAUUAGUGGAGUCCCUCAUUAUGUGGUGAACGGGAAGUACCAAUUGAGCGGAGGCCAACCGCCUGAGAGUUUCCUAAAAGCUUUUCAGGCUGCUGCAAAUAGCUAG